AUGUACGCAGAAGCCCCACAGCAACCCAAGCCUUGGGCAUGGACGCCUUUGAUCGAGAGCAGACCGCUCUCAGAAGCAGCAGGAUGUAGAGUCUUCCUGAAACUCGACAACCUACAGCCAUCCGGCUCGUUCAAGUCCCGUGGUGUAGGCAACUACGUUCUCCAGCGUGCCGCCGAACGCAUCUCCACAUCUGGAGUUCCCAACUCGACACACUUCUAUGCAGCUUCUGGUGGAAACGCAGGCAUUGCCUGCGUUCACGCUGCCAGGACACUCGGCUACCCUGCCACUGUCGUUGUUCCCAAGAGUGCUAAGCCAGUCAUGAUUGCAAAGAUCUGGGCCAUGGGGGUCAAGCAGGUCAUUCAACACGGUUCUACGAUUGCGGAAGCACAGGAGUACAUUAUCAACACUCUUCUGCCUGCAGACCCUACCGGAGUAUUCGUUCCUCCCUUCGACCACCAGGACAUCUGGGAUGGCAACGCAACUGUCAUGCAAGAAAUUGCAUCACAACUCGGAGACAAGCCUGACGUUGUUGUCUGUAGUGUCGGCGGCGGAGGCCUCCUCAACGGUAUCAUGCAGGAACUGGACCACAAGAAGUGGAACAACGAUGUGCAGGUCCUCGCUAUGGAGACCAAGGGAGCAGACUCGUUGAGCCAGAGUCUCAUUGCAGGUCAAAUCGUCACUCUCCCAAGAAUCACAUCACAGGCCACCAGUCUUGGAGUUGUCAGAGUCGCAAAGAAGACUUUUGAAUAUGCUCAGAGGCCUAACGUCACGAGUGUCGUGCUCACUGACGAAGAGGCUGCCAAGGGCUGUUGCUUGUUGGCCGAACACGAAAGGAUGAUGGUCGAGUUGACUGUCGGCGUCAAUGUACCAGUCUGCUUCGACGGCUUCCUGCAGAGCUUGUUGGCUAACAAGAAGACGAUUACCAAGGACAGCAAGGUGGUCCUGGUGGUUUGUGGUGGAAACGACAUCUCACUCGACAUGCUCAUGGCCUGGCGUAUGGCUAUGGUCGGCAGUGAGACUGUCCAGGAGAACACCACAUCGAUGACCGCAAGAGUCGGAGCCACUGGAGUUACAGCUUGA
Molecule: messenger RNA, 1080 nt
Organism: Aureobasidium namibiae CBS 147.97
Lineage: Eukaryota; Fungi; Ascomycota; Dothideomycetes; Dothideales; Saccotheciaceae
Product: tryptophan synthase beta subunit-like PLP-dependent enzyme
Exons: 3
Coding region: 1-1080 (359 amino acids)
Biological process (GO): L-serine catabolic process; L-threonine catabolic process
Molecular function (GO): L-serine ammonia-lyase activity; pyridoxal phosphate binding; threonine deaminase activity
Source: RefSeq, a predicted model, not a curated record